Eriocheir sinensis (Chinese mitten crab) is the source of this 1410-nucleotide messenger RNA. RefSeq lists its product as uncharacterized. Bases 188 to 955 code for a protein of 255 amino acids. Lineage: Eukaryota; Metazoa; Arthropoda; Malacostraca; Decapoda; Varunidae. The record is from RefSeq and is a predicted model, not a curated record. The transcript has 6 exons. Gene Ontology annotation, molecular function: lipid binding.
CCACCACUUCAGCCGAUUCCAGCCUACCUUCCUACAGUAUCUCGCACGCACUCGCUGGGUGAAGACGUGUGGCCGCCAGCCCUCUCACUCCUCGCUCACUCACAGUCUCCUCCCUCCGUGAGCCGUGACCGCAGAGUGAAAGUGAAGACCACGGACGCGACGAAACAGUCUGCAGCGCCCUCCAGAAAUGGCAGCAGGAGCGAUGACGAUGACUGUGGGCGCGGUGGUCCUCCUGGCGGCGAUGGUGACGCUCUCGUCCGCCACAGAGUUCGCCCAGCAACUCCGGAAAUGCCGCGUGGACAACAAGGAGAAGCUCAACUCUUGCCUCAACCAGACCCUUCAUGACCUGCGACCUUUCCUGCCCACCGGCAUCCCCGAGCUGUCCCUGCCGCCGCUCGAGCCCAUGCAAAUCCCCUCCAUUGAGUUCCGCCAAGGCCAGGGCGCUGUCACCAUCAAGUCCACCUUCACCCAAGUCAAGGUCACCGGCCUCUCCAACUACAGCACCACCUCCAUCAACGCCGAUCCCGUGCAGCAGGUGCUUACAGUGGGUCUCCACGUCCCCGAGAUGAUGAUAACUGGCUUGUACAAGCUCGACGGGCGGCUCUUCCUCUUCCCCGUGCGUGGUUCCGGAGACUUCUGGGCCAACUUCAAGGGCGUGGACGCGACGGGCACCAGCCAGCUGAGUGUGGAGACGCAGGCUGACGGGUCUGACAGGCUGCGCGUCACCAACACCGACAUAGACUUCACUAUUGAGCACCUCAGGAUGCACCUCAGCGACCUCUUCAACGGCGACCCACUCCUCGGUCGCGCCGUGAACCGCUUCAUCAACGACAACGGGCGGGAAAUCCUGCGGGAGGUGAAGCCGCAAGUGGUGGUCAGGCUGAACGACAUGGUGCAAAAGGUGAUGAACGACGCUCUCUCGCAGCUGCCUGUCAGCGCCUUCCUCGUCGCCUAAUCACCUUCGCCCCACGUCCUUGAGCCGCCCGUCGGCUCUUGCCUCCCUCAGGAUGGCUCACCGGACCUCAGUCGCCUACGAAUGAAUGACACCAAACUAUGGUUGUAGAAUUUUCUCUCCAGGAUAGAUGUCAAUGGUGUACGUCUCCCAGCACCGAGAGGAGGCACUUGUCACUCGUCACUGCCGGAUGACCGUCUGUCAUCUCGCGGGUGCGUGGCUGCCUGUCUCGCCCUUAUUAAUAAACAGCAUUCGUGCAAUGUGGUGCGGUGAACAGUGACCAUUACACCAAAGAGGUUCUCAGCCUGUUUUCUAUUGUCUUUUUGAUAUUUUUGGAUACCAAACAAAAUGCUUUGAUAUUUUUGAAUACCAUACAAAAUGCGAGUCACUUUUUAAACACUACGGUUGUUCUGUUGUUUUAUCUAUACAAAGCAAGCUAAUAGUAAAUAUGGAGUGCG